UCCAAAUGCGAUGUUACCUGUGAAAACGGACAUUAGACUAGAACAAGGACCUGUACGAAUCCGGCACCACUAAACGGCGGUCUUGACUGUGUUGGGGACGGAAUGGUGACAAAAGUUUGCAGGAAAGAUCAGCAAUGUCCAGUGCAUGGCGGAUGGAGUGAUUGGUCACAAUGGGGUACAUGUUCAGUUACGUGUGGCAUGGGAAUGCAGCGUCGCACAAGGACCUGCUCUAAUCCGCCGCCAAGUCGUGCUGGAAACCACUGUUUCGGAGAUAACACGGAUUCACAACUGUGCAUGCCUGCACCAUGUGCAAAUGGUGGUUGGAGUGACUGGACACACUGGAGUACAUGUAGUGCAACUUGUGGUGGUGGAGUACGGUCUCAAACAAGGUCAUGUUCCAAUCCUCCCCCGUCGCCAAUGGACAAUAUGUGUAGGAUCAAAUGACAGAGUAGAGUUUUGCUCUAAAAAUAACUGUGAAACAACACAUUGUGCGACCAAUCAAUGUGUACACGGUCAAUGCUACGAUGUUCUUCAUGACUUCAUUUGUUUAUGUCAACCUGGUUACGCUGGUCGAUACUGUAAUAUAUCUUUAGAUAAUAAUUUGUGCGAUCCAAAUCCGUGCAGUCAUGGAACAUGUAUGAUUGAUAUGUAUGGUUUAAAAUGCAACUGUUUCGACGGUUAUGUUGGAAGGAAGUGUGACAUUAUGAAUGUAACGGACUGUUACGCUAUACGUCAUAAAAAUAAUGCGAGUAAGAGUGGAGUUUAUAACGUCAUACUUUGGAGAUCUAAAGUGGUUAAGGAAAUAUACUGUGACAUGGAUACAGACAAUGGUGGCUGGACGGUUUUUCAAAAUCGUUUCGAUGGAUCUGUUAAUUUCACUCGAAAUUUUAAAGAAUAUACAAAUGGAUUUGGAAACUACUCGGGAGAAUUUUGGCUUGGAUUAAAAUACAUAGAAGAAAUGGCCGCAAAUGGACCAAGUGAACUAAGAAUAGAUCUCACAGCGGCAGAUAACUCCAGUGCUUACGAGGUUUAUUCAAACUUCCAUCUUGGUUCAUCUCCCGGGUAUGCACUCCAUAUAGACCCUGGAACUGGCAUUGCAGGUGAUGCCUAUUAUGGACUGACGUACUAUAAUAACCGUCAGCCCUUUCAUACAUUCGACAAUGGGUAUUCGUUUAACUGUGUCCCAAAUUAUCGUGGUGGUUGGUGGUAUAAUUUUUGUUUAUUCGCUAACGACUUGAAUGGAAUAUAUUUGAAACCAGGACCAAGUCAUGGUUACUUAGGAAUGAAUUACUAUGCAUUUAAAGACCACGAAUCCUUGAAAUCAUCGAAGAUGAUGUUCCGACGUUUGUAAUGCUAAUAUCCGAGCAAAUACGACAAUUGUGUUGUGAUACAUCAGUUUGGUUAAAGUUUUUUUUUUGUUACAAAUGUAUUAAACAUGAUACAAAAAAUAAAAAAAAAACAACUUUUCCUUAGGA
Messenger RNA from Ruditapes philippinarum (Manila clam), 1475 nucleotides. RefSeq names its product microfibril-associated glycoprotein 4-like. Bases 146 to 1351 code for a protein of 401 amino acids. The record is from RefSeq and is a predicted model, not a curated record. The transcript is spliced from 9 exons. NCBI's taxonomy places the organism in Eukaryota, Metazoa, Mollusca, Bivalvia, Venerida, Veneridae.